This is a messenger RNA of Biomphalaria glabrata, 6639 nucleotides long. Its product is annotated as BMP-binding endothelial regulator protein-like. Lineage: Eukaryota; Metazoa; Mollusca; Gastropoda; Planorbidae. Gene Ontology annotation, molecular function: protein binding. The transcript is spliced from 14 exons. Bases 188 to 3103 code for a protein of 971 amino acids. The record is from RefSeq and is a predicted model, not a curated record.
GGACAUUUUUUUUUUUUUUUUUUUUCGUUUCAAAAUGAAAGAACUUAAGACGGCGAAGAUUUUGAUAUUUCUGGUGGCUUAGCAGAAGUGAUUUACUGACUUGUGUUGGUACUCUUGUGAUAUUUUUUUUCUUGACCGCAUCUCCCGCGUGCGUCCAGUUGGAUAUGACAGAUGGACAGUACUUACUAUGUGUUGUACCCUUAACGUCCGGCAAGACGGUCAGGUCAAAGAUGUCACAAUUCAAGGUCACGAAGCCCAUCUAUUUUUAAUUGCAUCAAUGGCUUCUGGCGACAAAAUAUUCAUUCCUCAAAGCUAUAAGUGCAGGAUGAAACGCCUUGGGGCGUGCAGCGCCUGCGUACAGGCUGACACCAAGGUGACGUCUUGCGUCAUGUUCAGCAAAGCUUACGUGAUACUCUACAGUCCGCUCAUCGAGCCCAGGUUGUCGGACACUUCCUGCAGAUGCCCUAAAACAUCCGGACGGCGGACGAGAACUUUGUGUGACUAUUCCAACACAUCUUGCAGACAGCUAGACAUUUGUAAUAAAAUGUCUCAUACUUUAUGUAGAAAACUCCAUUCUGCACAAGAUUAUUGGGAUGUUUCAAGCGAAAAGUGUAGGAUUCCUGACAUGACUUCCUUGUCGAUUAGCUCUACCCGUAAAAUACGAGAAACGGACUUCAACUUCUCUUGUGAUCUAUGCACUUUGGUUCUAGCAUUCAUAGUGUUAAAACCAUGUCCCUAUGUUAUUUAUUUGAAGAUUUCUCUAAGCCACUGCAUCCUCUCACAAAUAGAAAGAUGCUUUCCCCUUAUUCACCUAUGUCAACCAACAAAUGCCUUGUAUAAGCUUAUAUUGACCAGGACACCAAGGCUGAUGGACGAAUGCAAAAAGGCUACCAGCCACCAAUUAACCAACAAUGUCCACCAGUUUGAGCACGCAUCUUUAGGCCUGCAGAACUCAUGCAUGAGCUCUGCCCUCACCCAGCGUACUUCUACCAUGGCGCCCAGAGUGGCAGCUCACCACCAGCAUUCAGCGACCUGCCCAAGUACCAAUAACACACUUCAGGCCAAAGGCUUGAGCAACAAACACAACGCUGUAGAUGCUCGCGCGCUAACGUCGUUGGAGAAGUGCAACAAAGAACUAAAACACUGCAGAAAGGCGCGAAAACGAAACUCCCAAUUAUCGAUUGUACCCAAUACUCCUUCUCCCCCGAGGGCCCAGCUCUUUAGUCCUCUACAAUUUGUGAUAAUUCUAUGCUAUAUCAUUUCUGUUGGAUUUACUGCGGUAUCGUCACAGAGAGUUAUAGGUACUAUACCAAGAUGUGAUACAGAAGGCAAAGUGAUUGUAGUGCCUGGAAUAACUAACGAUCAAUGUACGUGUAAAUGUAUGAAUAAUGAAGUCGUAUGUGAUCCAGACAAAUGCCGAAGACCGACCAAACCUCCCAAGCAGCUCUCAUCCUGUGAUAGUCAACUGUGCCGAGAUGUGGAGGGAUGCCGGGUCAUUCCGUUUCCCAUAGGACCAUGCUGCAAGGUGUGCAAAGGUUGUCGCUAUCGCAGACGUCAGUACGAGAGUGACGACAUAUGGAGGGAUCCUAGAGAUCCAUGUAAGCAACUCUCUUGCAAGGCUGGUGUGGUCACGGUCUCCAAAGUACAAUGUUUCACUCACUGCCACAAUGCGCUAACAAUACCUGGUCAGUGUUGCCCGGUCUGUCAAGGUUGUUUCUUCCGAGGUAAGCUGUAUAAUGAGUCAGAGACAUUUCACCUCCCCACCGACGUCUGCACCACCUGUACCUGUAAGAAUGGAAAUCUUCAGUGCGAGCGUCAACAGUGUCCGGUCCUCAACUGUAAGUCAGAGUACAUCUACCAGCCCAAGUCAGAGUGCUGCCAUAAAUGUCGAGGUAGUCGUGAGAUCUUUGUGCCAACAAAAGGAUGUUUCUUUAAAGACUAUGUGUAUGAGGAAAAUGAAAAGUUCUCUCCUGAACCUUGCACUCAGUGUGUCUGUAGAAAGAAAGGCACAGCCAUAUGUGAUAAACUGAUCUGCCCUCCUUUAGACUGCCCAGUGGAAGAACAAGUCCCAAUGAAUAACACUGACUGCUGCAAACAGUGCAAAGAAAAGAGAGACUGUCUGUUUGAAGGCAAUGGAUACAAGCACAAAGAAGAAUGGCGGCCUAACGUAUGUACCAGAUGUUCGUGUGUUGAUGGUGUGACGUACUGCCAAAGAGAGAAAUGCACCAACUCACUCUGGUGUCCCCAAGGCUAUAGACUUCUUCUGACGGAGAGAGAAUGUUGCCCUCGGUGUAUAGAACAUGAUGCUGUGUGCUCCGUCUUUGGAGAUCCUCACUACAGAACGUUCGACGGACUGAUGUACAGCUUCCAGGGAACCUGCAAAUACAUCCUUGCCCACGACUGUGUCAGCAACAGCUUUUUGGUCAAGGUAAAGAACGCCGUCCGCUUCUCUUCUGGAUACGCCUGGACCCAGAUGCUGGUGGUGUUCCUAUUCAACCAUCGCGUCUCCAUGUUACAGAAUUCGGUGGUGAAAGUGGACAAGGUCCGAGCCCGACUUCCGUUUGUUUCCCCCGGGAAGUUCUCCAUCUUCAAGGAAGGCUCUCUGGUGAAGAUGAAAUCCACCAUCGGGGUGGAGGUGACCUGGGACGGUGACAGCUUCCUGGAAGUGACUGUCAGCACCAAGUACAAGCAGCGGAUGUGCGGACUGUGCGGGAAUUACAACGGUAUCAAGACCGAUGACCUGCUGGGCAAGGACGGCACGAUGUAUAUGAGUGGUCAGCAGUUCGGCCACACUUGGAGGGUCGGCAGCAAGAGCGCGUGCCACAUCGAAUCGGAUAAGCUGGUCAAGGCCCCGUGCGAGAUGAACUCAACAGCCCGCCUUCGAGCGCAGCAAGACUGCAAAAUAUUUUACAGUCACCCAUUCGCUAAGUGCAGAGCUAAAGUGGAUGUGAACGUUUAUGUCAGCUCCUGUAUUACAGACAUGUGUGACUGCCCACAUGGACGCAACUGUGCCUGUGAGGCUAUCUUAGCCUACGUAAGCCAAUGUACCAGAGCAGGUCUCGAUGUUAAAUGGUACAAGCCCAGUAGCUGUCUAGAUCGCUGAGAAACAAAGUAAAGAGGAUUCAAGAGUUGACUCUAAAGAGACAGGAGCUGAAGCCUUUUUAUGUCUGAGUUAGAACAGGAAAUGGGAGAGAUUAGACUCUUUUCUUUGAUUCCUCCACUAGUCUGGCUUGCUGAAGCAGAUAAGACUGUAGAAACAUUGUAGAGUCAACAUUGAAGAUAUUUUUCUAGAGCAGAUAAGACUGUAGAAAUAUUGUAGAAUCUACAUGGAAGAUAUUUUUCUAGAGCAGAUAAGACUGUAGAAACAUUGUAGAAACUACAUUGAAGAUAUUUUUCUAGAGCAGAUAAGACUGUAGAAAUAUUGUAGAGUCAAUAUUGAAGAUAUUUUUCUAGAGCAGAUAAGACUGUAGAAACAUUGUAGAAACUACAUUGAAGAUAUUUUUCUAGAGCAGAUAAGACUGUAGAAAUAUUGUAGAAUCUACAUGGAAGAUAUUUUUCUAGAGCAGAUAAGACUGUAGAAAUAUUGUAGAAUCUACAUGGAAGAUAUUUUUCUAGAGCAGAUAACACUGUAGAAAUAUUGUAGAAUCUACAUGGAAGAUAUUUUUCUAGAGCAGAUAAGACUGUAGAAACAUUGUAGAGUCAACAUGGAAGAUAUUUUUCUAGAGCAGAUAAGACUGUAGAAAUAUUGUAGAAUCUACAUGGAAGAUGUUUUUCUAGAGCAGAUAAUACUGUAGAAACAUUGUAGAAUAUACAUGGAAGAUAUUUUUCUAGAGCAGAUAAGACUGUAGAAAUAUUGUAGAAUCUACAUGGAAGAUAUUUUUCUAGAGCAGAUAAGACUGUAGAAACAUUGUAGAAUCUACAUUGAAGAUAUUUUUCUAGAGCAGAUAAGACUGUAGAAACAUUGUAGAGUCAACAUUGAAGAUAUUUUUCUAGAGCAGAUAAGACUGUAGAAACAUUGUAGAAUCUACAUUGAAGAUAUUUUUCUAGAGCAGAUAAGACUGUAGAAACAUUGUAGAGUCAAUAUUGAAGAUAUUUUUCUAGAGCAGAUAAGACUGUAGAAACAUUGUAGAAUCUACAUUGAAGAUAUUUUUCUGGCCUGUUGUUAAUCAAGGAUUGACCAGUUAUGAAACUUUUUAUAAAAUUAAAUGGCAUUCAUUCAUGAUAUUAUCUUUAAAUACACAGUAGAUCUAGUACCAUGUGAAAGGUUUGAGUAGAUUGUCAAAUGCUGAAGACUCUGUUGACUGACAUCAAACUGCUACCUGUGAACAAAUCUUUAUGGCCAGUGACAGUUGAAGCUAGUCUAAGAAAUGUUGUUUUUUAGAUGUAAAUAUUUGUAUGUUCAACUAGAAUGACUUGGGAGAAGUUGUCAUUACGAAUACUUUCUUUUUCUCCCACUUUAAUUGUACAAUCUUUACAAAAUAUUUAUUGUCUAAAAUGUUUUCUGAUCCAUUGAGAGCAUUAAUAUUUUUUUAUUGCAUUCAUUUUUCAAUCUUAAUUUAUGGGGUUUUUUUUUUUUGCUUUUUUUUUUUUUUUUGCUUGUUUUUGGGGGGUCAGUAUUGUGUUUGAUUGAAAAAAGUUUAUUUUCAGUCUGGAGAUGAUCCUACAUGCCAGGAUAACUUGAACUAACGAACUCUUUGGUGUGUACACUAAAGGAACGGAUGAUACGCUAAAUCUUUUUUAAAGGUAUAUCCACACAGACAUAUAUUAGACCUAGACUGGACAUGGACAUCUCUUAUAUAUAUAUAGGUAUGUGAUCUGAUCAUUAUCGUAUACGAAUUUGUUUCCGUUGUCCAGUCUAGGUAUAAUAUAUAUAUAGGUCUGUGGGUAUAUCCAAGUUUUGUGCACUUUUCAACACUGCAGAAUCCAAAUCUUUAGACUCUUCUGUUUGUAGAGUAGUACAGAAUCAUCUCACUAUGGAGGAAGCAUUAGACUUUCACUCUAUGACUAAAAUCUUGUUUUAAAACAAAUAGGCCACUAACUAGCUGGGAAUAAAGGAGAUUGGAUAAGAAGAUCAACUCCCACGCGUUGAGAUAGUGUCACGUGAUAGCUUUUUAUUUAGUUGGUAACACUGAAGUUCAAAUGCGUAUCCUUGGCAUUGUAGAGGUGAUCAUGAAGCUCUCCAAUAUUUGUAUUGAAUCUAUGACUACAAUAAUAAAGUAAAAGUUCCCCUUUCAGACCUUGCGGUCUAUAGGGCAUAUGAUGUAAAGAUCAUCUAUUUAUGUGGCCAGCACAAUGACCAAACCCUAUUGUCAGGUACCCAUUUGCGCUGGGUGGACCCAGAGGCGCCCAAAGAUCCCGAAAGUAAAAAUCCCAAUGUUCACCUGGAUUCGAACCCUUACCGCUUAGCCACCGCGCCUUCAUGACUAAGAUAAAGUACGAUAUUAACAUUCCUUUUUAUGUUUGUUUUUUAUUAAAAAGGGCACAAUUACCAAUUUGUAUUUUUUGUGUGGAAAAUCUUAAUCAGCUGUUUAUUGCCAGAGUGUUUCCAGUUCAGUUUUACAUGAAUAUCAUAUGUCCGUUAUAGAGACGGGAGAUGAAGAGACAUAUUUAUUUAUUUAUUGAAUGCUCUUGUCGAGCUGAUCUGAUUACAAUUGUUAUAAGGUGAACAAUGUCUUAAUACAAGAUUCUGAUCAGUUCACUCAUCGGUACGAUCGUACAUUAAAACCAUUACAUGCUGGCUUUACAAACACUAUACAUUUUUCUUUUUGUCUCUAACUAUAUUGUAGUUACACCAAAACUUUAAUUUUCACAGAGGAAAAAAAAAACAAUAAUAUAUAUCUAUACGAUCUAAACCAUAGACAGUGUCCACGUUUAGAUAUUAUACUAUAUAUUUCAAUCAGAUACAGUUUUUUCAUUUGUGUGUAGGCUACACACUACAGUGAUGUUCAUUACAAAUUUCUAUGUUUGUUUGAAGUUUUUUUGUUUUUUUGGUAAAUAGAGAUACGCCCAAACAUUAACUGGCUCUAUAAAACAAAAAGAACAUCUUCAAAGAUGUUCUGCGUUUAACAGAUUCUUAAAAAUUACUAACUUUUUAUAAAAAUAUCAGCUCUCUGUAAAUGACCUAAAUUAGGAAGACAGGUAUUCGGAAAUGGAUGUCGUUAUUAUUAUAUCUGUAUAUAUAUAUUUAAUUUGUUUUUUAUGAAAUAUACAUUUUUAGUCAAUAUGAAAACUGGGGGGUGGGGGAAGGGGGGGGGAAGGAAAUAUAUUAAAUUUUUUUUUCCAAGUACAAUUGAGUCAUUUAAUUUUUUGUUAAAAUCAAGUAGUGGGCGUGUCUGUUACCAUGGAUACAUACAUUUUGUGACGUUUUUUCUGCUGCAUUACUUUUUACCAUGUCGCAAUGAUGUCGCUGUUUUAAUAGUCGCUCUAGAUUUGGGCUUACACUGGGCCAGUAGCACGGAGAAGGGGACAUUGUUAUGUCGUAUAUGGUAAGGACUUUUUUUUACAUAUUAAACUACCUCAAUUAUUGUACACAGUGGCGUGAUGGCUUCGCAAAGACAUAUCAAAAUCUUGAUACAGACUGUAUUCAAUGUUUUAUUUAUUAAAAUUGUGAGACAUUGUCAUGUCUAAAAGAUGACACAU